GCAUUGCAUUUGGAACUCGUGUUUCGUAUCGUUUAAGUAGCGCGUCGAGGUUGUUAGUCUUGUGGACUGUUCAAUGAAAAACUCUGUUUGUAUGGUUGUUUUAUUCGAAAGUGUGAUGCAGUGUUAUUAUUUUGAUGGUAAAAUACCAUGUUAAGUUGCAAAUUAAUAUGCACAUUAUUGAUAUGCAAGUUUUUUAAACCAGUGUUUAUGCUGUGCGCUUAGCUACAGGUGUUUGUGUUUGAAAACUAUCUAGUCAGUUGUGCGGUGGUAAAUGAGCAUGGGAAAUAAGACGAAAUGUGUUGUUUUUCGGUUUUACGUUGUCUUCUAAACUUGCCGGAAUGUUUGUAUGUGGAAUGAACUGUUUCGUUGAAAAAAUAGCAAUUGAAACAGCAAUGGAAGAGGAGGAGAGGAAAGGUUACAUUGGUGGUUAUGGAAUUAACAAAAAAGUUAUCACGAUCGUCUUUUUUAUAAUGCUGCUUUCAACAUCAGUUUCUGAAAAUCUUCAAGCGCCGAGAUUCACAACUUCAUCGUCAACCAGUAGUAUUGUUAGAUUAGGAACUACAAAAAUCAUCCAGUGUCAAGCUUUUGGAUAUCCUCAACCUCAGUACAGGUGGUUAAAGGAUGGUGAACUGCUCACCGACCUUUCGACGGAAUCUUUCUACCGGAUUUUGUCGGCAAAACACGAAGAUGAGGGCAGCUACAGGUGCAUCGCGUCGAAUAAAGUUGGUUCAAUUGUCAGCGAAGAAAUAAGAGUCAGCAUCGCAUAUAUGGGAGUGUUCAAAAUCCAAACGGAAACAUAUGUGACAGUCGAGGCUGGACAAGCUGCAAUAUUAGAUUUACCUCCAAUCGAAUCUUCUCCCGAACCAGAUGUUACCUGGCAAACUGAUAAGGGACCUGUGCCAUAUGCGCAAAAAUAUGCCAAAUCUAAAACUAAUCAAUUAAUCAUUUUGUCAACUGACCCAUCCGACACCGGGGCUUACAGGGCUCGCGCAAUUAAUACUCAAGAAGGUAAAGAAGAAAACAGUGCUUUCAUUCGAUUAAAAGUAGAAGAAAAAGAUUCGGAUACAUUUGCGGAAGUAGCUCCUGAAAUAAUAAUUAAACCACAAGACGUCGAAAUAGUAAAAGGUGCGGGGCAGACAACCCUCGAUUGCAUAGCUAACGCUCGACCUCUUCACGCCCUCGAAACGUUGUGGUUCAAAGAUGGAAUACUUAUAGAAAAUAGUGGAAUUUCGUACACUUUAAACGACCUAUGGAACAGAAGCUUAACUUUAGUUUCAGCAAAUUUAAGUCAUACAGGCAUUUACGAAUGUCAGGUCAAUUUGCGAAGUGGUGGUUUUCCAACGGUAACGGCUGCUGCCAAUGUUGUUGUCCUAGAAAAGCCAAAAUUCGUUAGUAAUACGCGUACAGAAACGUUAGGAGAUUACGGGUCACAAAUUAGUUUACCCUGUGACGUUGUUGGGAUUCCGCCUCCCAAAGUCAAAUGGUUCAAAAAUGCGAACAACAUCACUAAGGAAUUACAAGACAAAAGAUACAUCAUCGAGGAAGAUAAUUCCCUUCUUAUAAAAAAGUUAAUGAUAGGGGACUCGGGAAUGUUCCAGUGUUUUGCGUAUAAUGAUGCAGGUGAAAGUUCAAUGUCUACGUGGCUGAAAGUGAAAACAGAACAAAUACGGAAACGAAGAAGUUUGAUGUCAACCAAAAGCACGCGAUUAAGAGGCAGUCGACGAAACAAAAAGAAUUUAAUUUCUACCUCCGAACCGGUAAUGGAACAAAGUCCGCAAAACUUAACCGUUUUAGAUGGAAAAGAUGCCACCAUAGUGUGUAGAGUUGUUGGGGCACCCACACCAAAUGUCACAUGGAUUUACAAUAACGACAAUGAAGUAGAACUAAAUAGUCGAAUUCAAAUACUUGAAACUGGAGAUUUACUAAUAGCUGCUGUACGUGAAUCUGAUUUGGGGUGGUACACUUGCGUCAGAGCUAACGAAGCCGGAGUUGUUAGGGGUUCCGCAUAUUUGGCGGUUUUGGUAAGAACGCAAAUUGUCCAGCCGCCUGUUGACACAAGAGUUCUUCUUGGUCACACAGCAACUUUACAGUGCAAAGUAUCUUCAGAUCCUACAGUUCCAUAUCAGCUUGAUUGGUUUCGUGAUAAACAGUUAAUAAAUCCACUUGCCAGUUCCCGAAUAAACGUCUUAGAUGAUGGGACUUUGGAAAUUCAAGCGGUGCGAGCAUCGGAUGUUGGACAGUAUACGUGUUCGGUUAAGUCACCAGGUGGAAACGAGACCAGAACUGCGAGAUUGAGUGUAAUAGAACUUCCAUUUGCUCCAAUCAAUGUGAAAGCUUCAAAACUAGACACUCCAACCCAACGUGCCGUUAAUGUAAGCUGGACACCUGGUUUUGAUGGAAACAGUCCCAUUUUAAAAUAUAUCGUACAAAAAAGAGAAGUUCCAGAAUUAGUAGUUCCUCCAAUUCCAGGUCCCAUACCUGACCCUCUUCUUAACUGGGUUACGGAAUUAAGCAACGUCUCGGCAGAACAACGAUGGGUUUUAUUGACAAAUUUAAAAGCUGCUGCUGCUUAUCAAUUUAGGGUGUCCGCCGUUAACAGCGUUGGAGAGGGAAGUCCUUCUGAUCCUAGUAACCAAGUCAUGCUCCCACAAGAAGCUCCUUCUGGACCGCCUGUGGGUUUUGUGGGUUCUUCUAGGAGUUGUUCAGAAAUUAUCACCCAAUGGCAGCCCCCAUUAGAGGAACAUCGUAAUGGACAAAUAUUGGGUUACAUUAUUAGGUAUCGUCUGUUUGGCUAUAACGAAAGUCCUUGGUAUUACAGAAAUAUUACAAACGAGGCUCAGAGAAAUUAUUUAAUAACUGAUUUGAUUACCUGGAAAGAUUAUGUAGUUCAAAUAGCUGCUUACAAUAAUAAAGGAGUAGGGGUUUAUACUGAAGGUGCUAAAAUAAAGACUAAGGAAGGUGUACCCGAAGCUCCACCAAUUGUUGAAAAAGUACAAGCACUGAAUUCAACAACUGUAGAAGUUGUGUGGAUCCCGCCAGAUCCGCAAAAAAUUAAUGGAAUCAAUCAAGGAUAUAAACUGCAGGCUUGGAAAUACGAUAAUGAAAGGGAAGAAAAUGUAGAAUAUAAGAGAAUGACUGUUCACCCAAAUUUACUUGACCCACUUGCAAAACAAAGUGCUAUUAUGGACGGACUUGAGAAGUUUACUGAUUAUAACAUAACGGUUUUGUGUUUUACUAAUCCUGGAGAUGGUGAAAUAAGUGAAUUCGUUUAUGUAAAAACUAGCGAAGAUGUCCCGGAGGAAAUUUCUAAUCUUCAGUUUGAUGAAAUAAGUGAUCGCAGCGUUAAAGUUCUCUGGUUUCCUCCUAAGCAAAUAAAUGGGAUACUGACGGGAUAUCAGGUCGUUUACGAAAUAAAAGAUAAACCUUCAACCCGUAAAGUUCAAAAUUUAACUGCUGAUACUUUAAGUAUAAAAGUGAACGAUUUGCAAGCUACGACACAUUAUAGAUUCGAAGUAACUGCUUGGACGUCAAAGGGAGCAGGACCUCCUAAAGUUGCUAUCAUUCAAUCAGGGGUUGAACCAGUUCUUCCUCAUCCACCUUCCCAAUUGGCUCUUAGUAACAUUAAAGCGUUUUCAGUCGUUCUGCAGUUUACACCUGGUUUUGAUGGAAACUCAUCCAUUUCAAAGUGGACAGUGCAAGCACAAACUGCGAGAAAUUCAACGUGGUUUGUGGUUUAUGAAGUGUCUGAUCCUGAUGCUACAACAAUUACAGUGAGAAAUUUGGUGCCAUUUACCACUUACAGAUUAAGAUUGGUUGCUAAUAAUGUUGUGGGUGCUUCACAACCGUCUGAACCCAGUAAAGAAUUCCAAACAAUCCAAGCGGCUCCUUCAGAUCCCCCAAAAAAUGUUACAGUCAGGGCAAUGAGUGCUACAGAAUUACGAGUUAGAUGGAUUCCUCUUCAACAAAUAGAAUGGUUUGGAACUCCUCGUGGUUAUAAAAUAUCAUAUGUGGAAGUUGGUACAGGGCAUACUCGAACUGAAACCAUUGAAGAUCCGACCGCUAAUUCCCAUAUAAUUUCCGGAUUAGAAGAAUAUGCUCUCUACGAAAUUUUUAUGGUGGCAUAUAAUGAUGUGGGAAGUUCUACAGAAAGUCCAAGGGCACUAGAAAGAACUAGAGAAGCAGUCCCUUCAUUUGGCCCUAUGAACGUUGAAGCAAAUGCUACUUCUUCAACAACCAUAGUUGUAAAGUGGGGGGAUGUUCCAAAAGAACAUCAAAACGGCCUUAUUGAAGGAUAUAAAGUUUGCUAUGGCUCUGGAACUUUAACUCAAAGAACAAUUCCACAAUGUAAAAUAAUUUCUAGUAAUUCGUCGUUCACAACAACAUUAACAGAAUUAAGAAAAUAUGUGAUUUACCAUAUUCAGGUCUUGGCAUACACUAGAUUAGGCGAUGGAAUUCCCAGUAGUCCACCUGUUAGCGUCCAGACAUUCGAAGAUACUCCUGGUGCCCCUUCUAAUGUUUCAUUUCCUGACGUUUCCUUUUCCUCAGCGAGAAUAAUUUGGGACGUACCAGAAGAACCAAAUGGAGAAAUUUUAGCUUAUAGAGUUGUCUAUCAAUUAAAUGAUACCAGUAUUAAUUCCAAAAGAUAUUCUAAAGAAUUUCCUCCUACUGACAGAACGUUUAGGGCUACACAGCUUUCUCCAGAAAAGUUUUAUUUGUUUUCUGUAACUGCUCAAACUCGUUUGGGAUGGGGAAAUACUGCAAAGGUGCUUGUUUUUACAACAAAUAAUAGAGAGCCACCGCAGCCUCCAUCAAUGCCCCAAAUAAGUAGAAGUCAGAUACAGAGUAGACAAAUUACAUUUAGCUGGACUCCGGGUCGAGAUGGCUUUGCACCUUUAAGGUAUUAUACGGUUCAAAAGAUGGAAAACCAAGGUCCGUGGCAAACAGUUCCUGAACGCGUAGACCCUCAAGUUACUUCUUACACCGUUACAAAUUUAAAACCGUUUACUUCAUAUAAGUUUAGAAUUCAGGCAAGAAAUGAUAUUGGUCCCAGUAGAUUUAGUGCAGAGUCUAUCGAAGUUCGUACCUUCCCAGCAGCACCCACAAAGGGAGUCAGUGGGCUUAAAGUUGUUCCAAUUACCACCACGAGUGUUGAAGUGUACUGGGAACCAAUUGACGAACAAUUCUGGAGCGGUGAUAUAACUGGCGGUUACCGUGUAAUUUUUCAACCAGUGUCUGAUUUCCCAACAGCUUUACAAGCUACACCAAAGGAAGAAAUUUCGGGAAUUAAAGCGAAUCGGUUAGUUCUAAACAAUCUCAUGCAAGAUAGGAAUUAUGAAAUUGUGGUCGUUCCAUUCAACUCUCAGGGAGAAGGUCCAGCUAGUCCACCUGUAACCGUUUAUGUUGGUGAAGCAGUUCCAACGGGAGAACCUCGAGGUUUAGAAGGGGAAGCUGUAUCAUCCACAGAAGUUAGAUUAAGGUGGAAACCACCCCAACAACAUAUGCAGAAUGGAGAAUUACUUGGCUAUAAAAUUUUCUAUUUAGUGCUUAAUUCACCCCAAGAAAUUGAACCGGGAAAGAAAAUUGAAGAAGAAAUAGAAGUCGUUCCGGCCUCCUAUACUUCUCAUAGUUUAGUAUUUUUGGAUAAAUAUACAGAGUACCAAAUUCAGGUAUUGGCUUUCAAUCCAGCUGGUGAUGGUCCCAGGUCACAGUCAAUCACAGUGAAGACCUUACAAGGACUGCCUAGUGCUCCUUUAAAUUUACGCUUUAUCGAUAUCACCAUGAACAGUUUAAAGGUCAUGUGGGAUCCGCCAAAGAAACGAAACGGAGACAUUAUUGGCUACAUCGUUACCUACGAAACUACGGAACAAAAUGAAAGAUUUAGUAAACAGGUGAAACAAAAGGUGACAACAACUUGGUUAAAUGUGCAAUCGUUGGAAGAAGAAGUUACUUAUACAUUCACCGUAAAAGCUCAAACUUUAGAUUAUGGACCUCCUGUUAGCAGUAAUGUUACCACUGGUCCUCAAGAAGGUUCUCCAGCGUCACCACGAGAAUUAACUCUUGUUAGAACUUUAUCCAGUAUUGAGUUACAUUGGUUAAACGGCCCUACAGGAAAGGGCCCCUUAUUGGGAUAUUACAUAGAAUCAAGACGGAACGAUGAUACCCGUUGGCAAACUGUCGCUAAGACAACCAAUGGUCCACUUCAAGACUUCACCAUUUCAUACAGAAGCUUACUUCCUUCUACUUCCUACAAUUUUAGAGUUAUACCUUAUAACAAAUUUGGAAUAAGUUACCCGGCUUAUCCUGAAGAAUCAGUUGUCACUCCCUCAAAAUUAUAUUUAGAGUAUGGUUAUCAUCAGCAAAAGCCAUUUUAUCGCCAAACGUGGUUUAUGGUUGCUUUAGCCGCAUUAUCGGUCAUUAUCGUUAUAAUGGUCAUUGCAGUUUUAUGCGUCAAGAGCAAAAGUUAUAAAUACAAACAAGAAGCUCAAAAAACUUUAGAAGAGUCGCUUGCCAUGGAUCCAGAGGAACGUCACGAAGUUGCUAUGGAACUUUAUAGAGCAAGACAUGGUAAUAACGUUAAUUCAAUGGGAAAUAUCAGUAAAAGAAGCACGUUAUCCAGAAAACCGCCUCAUCAUCCACCUCCUCCGGCUGUAUUAGGUAAAUCACCUCCAAGACCUUCCCCUGCUUCAGUGGCUUAUCAUUCUGAUGAAGAAAGUCUAAAAGGAUAUGAUGAAAAUCCAGAUGACAGUAGUUUAACGGAAAAACCAUCAGAAAUAAGUUCAUCAGAAUCACAAGGAUCUGAAAGUGAAAAUGAAAGUGUUCGAAGUGAUCCUCAUUCUUUCGUGAAUCAUUACGCGAAUGUGAACGACUCGUUGCGACAAUCUUGGAAAAGACAAAAGCCUGUUCGAAAUUAUUCAAGUUAUACAGAUUCUGAGCCUGAAGGUAGUGCUGUGGUGAGUUUAAACGGUGGACAAAUUGUGAUGAACAACAUGGCCAGAUCUCGUGCCCCCCUGCCCGGAUUCUCUUCAUUCGUUUGAGGGCGCAGUAAGUUUUAGGAAUUUAACAAAUUUUUAGGAUAAUUUUGUAUUUUAUCACUUGAGAGAAUUUUUCGCAUUUUGUUUGUCCAAUUCCGACUUAAAGAAAAGUGAAUUGUAUAAGCACAUUUGCUCUUUGCUCAUGGUACUAUAACAAUAAUAACAGUACGUUUCCUGUAUAGAUAAAUGUUUGUGAGCACUUUUGUGUUCUUUAUUUAUUUAAUUGUAUAAAAGCGCUUAUAAGACUGUUACGUUAAUAAUUCUUUAUUAGUAAAUAUCGUUGUGCAAGCUGUACGUCAUCGAUUCUUCUUUGGUAUAAAACGAAUUUAAUUUUUCAUCAUAUGCUAAAUACUUGACAAAUGAAUAGAUUUCCAUUCAAACUUUUUUCAAAUGACUUCUUUUUCUAAAGUUGCAUUUUAUCCAGCAAUAAAUAACCUUUCAUUAGGGUUGUAUUUAUUAAUUUAGGAAAACAUAUUUUUGGUUUAUGUAAUUUUUCUGAAAGUUUUUUAUUGAGCUGUGAUAUUAUGAAUAAAAUGCAACAACUUCGAAAAUAACAAAUUAUCAUUUUGCGGUCCGUGUUAUUGAAGCGUUACCAGACUGUAACAAUUUAAUACCAGUAUAAAGUAUAUUGAUAGUAAAUUAUUAGGAAAUUUCACAGCAAUUUAUUAUUAGAAUCAUUUAAUUAUUAAAAUUUAAAUAACGUUAUUCAAGUAAAGUAUAACAGCAAAUGAUGUUUA
Molecule: messenger RNA, 7768 nt
Organism: Agrilus planipennis (emerald ash borer)
Lineage: Eukaryota; Metazoa; Arthropoda; Insecta; Coleoptera; Buprestidae
Gene: sdk
Product: protein sidekick
Exons: 27
Coding region: 339-7034 (2231 amino acids)
Biological process (GO): cell-cell adhesion
Molecular function (GO): protein binding
Source: RefSeq, a predicted model, not a curated record